UUCACAAAAAUCUUUCACUUUUUUUUUUCCAAUAAAAAAAAACCAAUUCCUUUACAAUGUCUCCAAAAGCCGAAAAGAAGCCAGCCGCCAAGAUCCCAGCUGAAAAGAAGCCAGCCGCCAAGAAGACCGCUUCGGCUGCCGAUGGCCCAAAGAAGAGAUCUAAGACCAGAAAGGAAACUUACUCCUCUUACAUUUACAAGGUCUUGAAGCAGACUCACCCAGACACCGGUAUCUCCCAGAAGGCCAUGUCCAUCAUGAACUCCUUUGUGAACGACAUCUUCGAGAGAAUCGCCACCGAAGCCUCCAAGUUGGCUGCUUACAACAAGAAGUCCACCAUCUCUGCCAGAGAGAUCCAGACUUCCGUCAGAUUGAUCUUGCCAGGUGAGUUGGCUAAGCACGCUGUCUCUGAAGGUACCAGAGCUGUCACCAAGUACUCCUCUUCCUCCGCUUAAGCAUACACCCCCCGCUUUACUUCAUUUUCUGGUUCUGGGUACUGUUUCAAUAAUGUUUAUGCUUAUCUCUUUUUCACUCUUCUACACCCUGGGUUAUAUGGUUUAUUUCUCUCACUCUUUCUUCAUUAUGCACAAGCAUAAUCUUUCUAUGUACAUUAGUUUUAUUAAUAAAACAUUGAAGUAAGAGUCUUACACAAGUGUAUAGCAAGCGAGUUGUUGAAGUGGCGAAACCGGUAUAUAAGUUCCGUGGCUGUGGGG
This is a messenger RNA of Babjeviella inositovora NRRL Y-12698, 710 nucleotides long. Its product is annotated as histone H2B family protein. The transcript has a single exon. The record is from RefSeq and is a predicted model, not a curated record. Gene Ontology annotation, cellular component: nucleosome. Gene Ontology annotation, molecular function: structural constituent of chromatin; protein heterodimerization activity; DNA binding. Bases 57 to 452 code for a protein of 131 amino acids. Gene Ontology annotation, biological process: nucleosome assembly. NCBI's taxonomy places the organism in Eukaryota, Fungi, Ascomycota, Pichiomycetes, Serinales.